This is a messenger RNA of Geodia barretti, 982 nucleotides long. The record is from the annotation of a GenBank genome assembly. NCBI's taxonomy places the organism in Eukaryota, Metazoa, Porifera, Demospongiae, Tetractinellida, Geodiidae.
CAUAUCGACUGUAACCUCUCCCACCACCUUAGAUCCAUGCUGGCUUCUGAACUCCUUCACUUCAGCCUGUUUUCUGGGCAAGAGGUCUGCUAGAAUGGUCUUGAGGUCGCUCUGGUAGCUGCUGUGUUGCCUCGUCUGUAGAGACAUUGCCUCACGCACAGCACACAUCAGAUACCAGGAUACGUACCGCGCAGAGAGACAAUAUCUUGGCCGAACUCCGCGCCUGCAAAAGAUUGGUACAUUUGAACAGCUGCCCACUCUUUACACAGCCGAAAAGAAAGAAAAGAAAGGGUAGAAAAAGAGGGAAAUGCCAACUUGGAGCUCACGCUGCGCAAAGAAGCAGAGAGACGGGAGAAAGGUAGCCUGCUCAACGCCAUUCUCUCUCCUUGGUAUGCACUACCAGUGGGCGGAGUCUAAUGAAUGACCUCGUGAACCUUUAAGUUAAUUAAACCUUUUCAUGCCGCUUUGGAGUUUACUUGCCGUCGAUCCUCACCAUGAGCUACCAACUGUACAGGAGCAUGAGUCUUGGGGAGUCACUGAAAGCGGCGCUUGAUGACUUGAUAGAGAACCAGCUCAUCACUCCAGACCUCGCUGUCAAGCAGGUCCAGCAACAGUACGACAGGAGUAUGAGUGUCGCCCUGUCGACGAAGGUACGAACUCGCUACACGUUCAAAGGUCAGUUGAAGGUUUACCGCUACUGUGACAAUGUCUGGACUUGUGUCUUGAGGAAUGUGGAAUUCAAAGACUCUCACAACAAUGAAAUAAUAAACUCGGAAAAAGUGAAGAUUGUGGCAUGUGAAGCAAACUCUAGCAGCAAAUAAUCAGAGCACAAACACUGUCAUUUCCCCUUAUAUGGUCAUAUUUCAUAUUUUGAUCUUCACUCUCUCGACAGUAAUGUAUUGGUCUUGUGCCUGGCGAACACGAGGCUUUUUGCCAGCCUCCAGCAUGUUUUCCACUGUCGCUAGGUUCUCACAGAACAACA